Molecule: messenger RNA, 3219 nt
Organism: Megalopta genalis
Lineage: Eukaryota; Metazoa; Arthropoda; Insecta; Hymenoptera; Halictidae
Product: serine protease 1
Biological process (GO): proteolysis
Molecular function (GO): serine-type endopeptidase activity
Source: RefSeq, a predicted model, not a curated record
ACCAAUGUCGGGUCAGGGAAGACGCGCCGUUGUUGCGAUGGGAAAGCUGAUGCGGUGAAAGCCGCGAACGCAACACCUCUCUGGAUGCCGGUCGAGUCGAGUCUCGUCAGUCUGUGAAAUACUUUAAUGCGUGUUGGUUGAAAUGGAAGACUGUACGAUCGGAGAGAAUCACGAUCGAGCCAACCGAUACUCCGUACGCUUCGAACCGCGAUACUGAAGCGUAUUUUACGCGGAUCGUAGCCGCGCGAUAUUUCCUUAUCGAUCGCGUUACCUGUCGGCUCGUCGUCGGCCCGUCGCCCCGUCGCGUCGGCUGGUUCCAUUCGGAAGGCUUCGAGGCAUCGAGGCGCUUCGAGACGUUGGUUACCGGGCCCGCGAACGUAUAAACGGCGUUUACGUUCGAACAACGCGACGCGGUCCGGGUCGUUAAAAUCGAACAAUGGUAAAAUGAUAGCGGCACGAAUCCCUCGGAAUUCCUCGAGAAUCGUCGCGAAUCCGAUCGAUCUAUCGCGAUAACGAGCAAACGCGGUUUUCGAUGAAGGCGUACACUUUGGUCGUACCCUACGAAACGAUAACCGACUUUGGAACAGUUAUGAUAUGAAUCGCGACAGUUUGUUCGCUUCAACGUCGUUUGUUCGAAUCAUUUUAGAAGUUGGAUCAUGAAAGUCGUCGUCGUUGCGUGCAUGCUCUUAAUUACGGCCAGUGACGCGUUCGAUUACGCCGCGUACGAUGACUACGAUACUGUAAAUUACGAUCGUUCGAUUUUAUCUCCAGUCUCGCCUAUGCCGCCAAUGCCGCCUGUAUCGGCCAUGUCGCCGAUCACGAUUUACGACUUGUUUGCGAAAUUACACGCGACCAAGCUGCCAUCGGAGACGAAUUACGCGCGAACCGAAAACUUUACGUUGCUCGCCGUCGACGAUGCGCGGCUCGAUCGACUCGAGGAUCGCGCCUCGACGAAUUUCCGAGCUCGAGGUGGUCGACGAUCGACCGUAAGAAAACCCAGAGAAGUUAAAAGAUCGGGGAAUGGCCGAACGCUGACCGAGUCGAUCGAAAAAAGGAAAGACAACGGUAUUAUCUCCGUCCGAGAGGUCGAUGCGGCAAAGUGCUCCGAUUUAAAGAGAAACCAACUGUGGAAAGAGAAUUGCGAAAUCAACGAAAAAUCUCGGAAUAUCGUUAUCGGACUUCGAAAUCGGUCUUUACGUACGGUAGGUUAUUCGGGCGGAACGAGCCUUCUCGGGAAUACGGCAUCGGUGGGACACGCGAGGCGAACGAAACGAGUGGACGGUAGGGAAUCCGUAACCGAAUUCAACGAUGAUUUUCGCGAAACUCGUGAUUCGAUAUCCGGCGAGACAAACGCGUCGCAACCGAGAGAAGGAAACGGUCCGAACGACGACGAAGGUAACGAGCUAGAAAUAUUUUUCGAUCAACUGAAGAAGCGAGGGAUUAAAGGUGAUUUCGAGAAAUUGCUAGCGAUCAGCCAUCGACAAGGAAGGAGGCGAAAAUUCAACGGUCAGCAACAGGGUACCAUUCUUGUCGAGGCACUAAAAAAGAAACGAAAUUAUACAGGGGAUCAUCGUGGUCAUAACAACGACCUUCAAAACAGCAUAAUGGAUAUAUUGGGUAGAAUGAUACCGCAAACGUGUACGUACAAAGGAGCAUCUUUCGACUGCGGUCUUAGCAUCAGUUGCGUCCUCGGUGGCGGCCGUCCAGUCGAUCUGUGUUCCGGAGGAUUGAUUUGGAGUUGUUGCGUCGACGACGACGAUAUCCCUGAAAAAAUACCACGGCCAACCGUCGGGUUGCUACAGAACGCCACACUUACGUUAAACUUGGGACAUCAGCAUCCGUACAUGGACGACGAUGUUCAAAUCUACGAGAACGCGGCAAGGCCGACCAAGCCGAUGCACACCGGUCAGAACGAGCAUCGACCCAGCCACGUGCCCGCGGACAACGCGAACAAGCCUUCGACGAUUUACGAAUCGUCGCAAACAUGGAAUUACAAUCGGCCCGUGUACACGAGUCGUCCCACGUUUUACCAUCCGACACAGCUCGAUUAUCCUCAAGACGAAUACGGAGCCGAUUAUCCCGACGCGUUGGGAUCGCAUACGCCGCACGAGGAUGCGACAAGCUCCGUGGAUUAUUCCAAAUAUCGUGGUUGCGGAGAACUUUAUACGAGAAGCAAUAGAAUCGUUGGCGGGCAUAGUUCCAGUUUCGGCACUCACCCGUGGCAGGCGGCGAUAAUCAAGUCGGGGUUCCUAAUGAAGAAAUUGUCGUGCGGUGGCGCUUUACUGAACAACAGAUGGGUGGUGACGGCAGCUCAUUGCGUCGCAACGACACCGAACAGCAACUUGAAGGUUCGCCUCGGCGAAUGGGACGUGAGAGACGCGUCCGAACGAUUGCUGCACGAAGAAUUCAAUAUCGAGAGGAAAGAGGUGCACCCGCAAUACUCGCCGAGCGAUUUUCGAAACGACGUGGCGUUGGUGAAACUGUCGCGGACGGUAGCGUUCAAACAGCACAUCGUCCCCGUUUGUUUGCCGGCGAAAAAUUUGAAACUCUCCGGACGCACCGCGACCGUCGCUGGCUGGGGUAGAACCAGACACGGGCAAACCUCCGUGCCGAACGUUCUUCAAGAAGUCGACGUGGAAGUAAUUCCUAACGAAAGAUGCCAAAGAUGGUUCAGAGCAGCCGGAAGGCGGGAGACGAUACACGACGUCUUUCUGUGCGCCGGUUACAAGGAAGGUGGACGAGAUUCUUGCCAGGGCGAUUCCGGCGGUCCGUUGACCAUGUCCGUCGAGGGAAGACACGUACUGAUCGGUCUCGUGUCCUGGGGUAUCGGAUGCGGUCGCGAACACUUGCCCGGCGUAUACACGAAUAUUCAGAAGUUCGUACCAUGGAUCGACAAGGUGAUGAGUUAGGAGGACGUCCACGACGCGCGGCACGGCAUCGUCGUUGUGCCGCGAAAAACGUUGAGCACUCGCAUCGAAUUGUAAACGCGGCAACGGCACACAACGGCAACCAAAGUUUACGUUUACGUUAUAUCUAUACACGUUACAUUUAAGCUUCCCCCGAGCAAUUAUUAUAUAAUUGCCCCCGAGAGCAAUCGUUCGACCAUUCGAAAUUUCGAAUCGGCGUCUCCUGUGUCUUUAUGUCCUGUGUAUGUCGUUAUCCAUUCGUCGAUUUAUUCCAAUACGUACAAAAAUACAUGCGCGUACAGAUACAUUGAAA